Messenger RNA from Adelges cooleyi (spruce gall adelgid), 1054 nucleotides. RefSeq names its product peroxiredoxin 1-like. The transcript has 4 exons. Gene Ontology annotation, molecular function: thioredoxin peroxidase activity. Gene Ontology annotation, cellular component: cytosol. Lineage: Eukaryota; Metazoa; Arthropoda; Insecta; Hemiptera; Adelgidae. Gene Ontology annotation, biological process: removal of superoxide radicals; hydrogen peroxide catabolic process; response to oxidative stress. The record is from RefSeq and is a predicted model, not a curated record. Bases 144 to 725 code for a protein of 193 amino acids.
GGCCGCGGCCACCGCCGCCGUUUCAACAGCAGUCCAUGGCUGCCGCUGCCGUCAUUUACUAACCGCACAACGACCGUCGCAGUCGCACUACAGUUCGUCGUUGCUGAUAAUCGUUUCAUUUGGACUUGCACGAAACAGAAAAAAUGGUUUUAGCACUCGAGAAACCAGCGCCGAAAUUCAGCGGAACCGCCGUGGUAAACGGAGAGUUCAAAGACAUCUCACUGGAUUUGUACAAAGGAAAAUAUGUCGUUUUCUUCUUCUACCCGUUGGACUUCACGUUUGUGUGUCCCACUGAAAUCAUCGCUUUCUCAGACCGCGCUGACGAGUUUGCCGCCAUCGACUGCCAGGUGAUUGCGGCUUCGUGCGACAGCCACUUCAGUCAUUUAGCGUGGGUCAACACCCCGCGCAAUGAAGGCGGUCUUGGAAAAAUGCAAAUCCCGUUGUUUGCCGACAAGUCUGGCGCCGUGGCCAAAGAAUACGGAGUGUACAAUGAGACAUCGGGCAUCCCUUAUCGAGGUCUGUUCAUCAUUGACGGCAAAGGUAACCUCAGACAAAUCACCAUCAAUGACUUGCCAGUUGGCCGAUCGGUCGAUGAGACUUUGCGACUUGUACAGGCGUUCCAAUACACAGACAAAUACGGAGAAGUUUGCCCAGCCAACUGGAAACCUGGUAGCAAGACCAUUAACCCGGCGAAAUCUCAAGACUACUUCAAAACUGUCCAAUAAACGCGUUAUUCGUUUUGUACCAGACCCGUACGAAGUUAUUAAUCGCCAUUAACACCAUGGCGUCUGUGUGUAACUGCUCGAGGGUCUUGAAAAAAACAUAACUUAUGGGAAUAAGGGGUGGUACAAUAAUAUUAAUUAUUAUAAUAUAUUACUUAUUAAGAAAGAAUUCUUUUGGUAUUCUCACGCUUAUUAAGAUACUUAUUAGUUUUAUUACUUUUUUUUCUACAAUACUUGUAUAUGAAUUAUUUUAUUUAUCUGUUAAAUUUAUUUGUAUUUUGGCCAUAAACAAAGAAAAAUAAAUAAAUAAUACAUAGAAUUAUUUUCAAUAA